Messenger RNA from Paramecium tetraurelia, 1911 nucleotides. RefSeq lists its product as uncharacterized. The transcript has 2 exons. Lineage: Eukaryota; Ciliophora; Oligohymenophorea; Peniculida; Parameciidae. The record is from RefSeq and is a predicted model, not a curated record.
AUGAAUAAUUAGUAACCAUAAUCACUGUUUUCUAAUUCAUCUAAAUAGACAUAAAACCAAGGACUUUUCUAAUAAUAAUAGUAAUCUUUCAACGCAAAUUUCGGAAUUGCCUAGUAACCCACAGGAAAUAUUUUCCCGAGUCCUGUAAUUCCUCAUAGUAAUUCCAAUUUAUUUGGAGCACAAAUCAACAAUGCUUACCAAAUUUAAUAACCACUAUUCCAACAAUAUUCAGUGAUACAACCUACAUAGUUUAUUAAUAUUAAUUUUGAUGAUGAUGAAAAGAUAGAGCCUAAAAAAGAAGAUGCCAAAUAAAAUACAAAUAAAUAUGAUUUAAAUGAAAAACUUUACUUUGAGGUUAGAUCCUUAUACAAAAUGGGAAAAUUGCUUAACAGUAGGACAUAAUAUUUACCUGGAAUCGUAAGUAUAAAAGCUUUAGAUUAAGCUGUCACGUAGAAUCAAAAAAAUUAGCGAGUUGGGGUAGAUUUGAUAUGCUUAAUUGACAUUAGUGGAAGUAUGAUAGGAGUUAAAAUUGAAAUGGUUAAGGCAUCCUUAAUUGUUCUUCUCUAAUUUCUUGGAGAUAAUGAUAGACUAUAAUUAAUAACUUUCGAUAAUGAUGCACAUAGAUUAACUCCCUUAAAAACUGUAACCAACCAAAAUAAAAGUUAUUUUACUUAAAUCAUCAAAUAAAUUAAAGCAAAUGGAGGUAAUCGUAUUUCAGAAGCUACUAAAAUGGCAUUUUACUAAUUAAAAAGUAGAAAAUAUAUAAAUAAUGUGACAUCGGUUUUCUUACUUUCUGAUGGUGUUGAUUAUACUUAUCCAGAGGUAAAGAAUCAAAUAUAGACAGUGAAUGAAGUGUUUACUUUGCAUACAUUUGGUUUUGGAGAGGAUCAUGAUGCUUAGAUGAUGACUUAGUUAUGUAAUUUAAAGAGUGGAAGUUUUUAUUUUGUAUAGGAUGUAACAUUAUUGGAUGAAUUCUUUGCAGAUGCUUUGGGAGGACUAAUCUCUGUCGUAGGUGAAUAAUUAGAAAUAACACUUUCAUCUUCAGCACCUCCUCCUUAUUAAGAUAUUCAAAUAUCUAAAACUUAUGGAAAUAUGUGGUAAAAGAAAGGAAAUCAAUAUUAUAUUACUCAACCUUAAAUUGCAUCUGGAUCAAGAAAAGAUUACGUUUUUGAAUUGGCUCUUCCAAAAUUUGAAGGGAAAAUCGAAGAUAAUCAUAGAAAUGUGAAAGUUAUAGAGGCAGUAUUAAAAAUAAAAGAUCCAAUUAAUGGAGCAAUUAUAACUAAAUAAACUAGUCUUACAUUAACAUUCUUUAAUUAAGAUGAAUAAAUUAAUUAAAAUGAAUCAGAUAUUGAUGUUUAUGCAUAAUAUUAUAGAGUAAAAGGAACAGAAGUAAUUGAUGAUGCAAGAAAAGCUUGUGAAUAAAAUAAGAAUGAAGAUGCUUAAAAGUUGAUUGAUAAUAUGUUGAUACAAAUUUAAAAGAAUCAAAAUGUUGCUGCUUAAUGUACUGGAAUUAUUUAAGAUUUAUAAUAAGCAAAAUAAGCAUCUUCAAGAAAUACCUAUAAUUUAUUUGGCCAAAAAUAAAUGUGUCAAAUGGUCAGUAAUAACUAUCAAUAGGGAGGAGUCAACUCUUUAUUCUCUGCCACAGGAGCAUAAUAUAUAAUAAGUUCUACCAGCUGCAUACUCUAAUGCUUGCUAAUAAUAAAUGAUGUUUCAAGUAUAAGCAUCCAAACCUAGUAACAAGUAACAUUGAUUCAUUAUAUUAUGAAUUUAUUAUUAAUUACCUCUAUCUUUCCUUUUACAAAUUAUAUUAUUUACACCUUUAUCGCUUAUUUCUUCCACAAGAGUUAUUACAGAUAUUUAAUAUAAUAUUUCAAAAUAGUUAAUGCCUUUAUUUCGAUUUUAAGAUUAUGA